AUAUCGAAAGGUCGAUACCUACAAGUAAAUAUGUUAUAGCGAUAUAUUGAAGUUUUUAACAGAAAGUAUAAAGAACAUUAAAUUCGUCAACGAACGAAUUUUAUAUUUGUGCAAUUAGAAUUAUUUCGAAAAAAUCACAAUGAACUUGUUUACGAGACAAUGUAUGAGGAUUCUUAAAACGUCCACUCAAAUUUGCAUUAAUAGUCCGAAAACUAUUGGUUAUAAAAGUGCGGUUUCUUUGGAAAAUUUAUAUCCUGGAAGUAGCUUGAAAUUAUUUACAGCUAAUUUCGUACCAGAAGAUCCCUCGGCCAAAUUUAAUGGAUAUAUUCCUAUCGAAAAAUUAAAUAUAACCUACAAUCGUAGUAGUGGUCCUGGAGGACAACAUGUAAAUACUGUAAACACUAAAGUAGAUUUAAGAUUUAAUGUGAAAGAUGCUACAUGGUUGUCGACUGAAAUUAAAAAGAAACUAUUGGAACAGCAAAAAAACAAAAUAAAUAAAGAAGGCUUUUUAAUAAUUAAAUCCGAUCUCACAAGAUCUCAACAGUUAAACUUAGCCGAUGCAUUAGAAAAACUUAGAACAUUGAUAUGGAAAACUGUGGAAGAGCCACCGCAAAUGACCCAAGAAACCGAAGAGAUUAUAAGAAAGAGACAACUCAAAGCUGCGAGGGAAAGAAUUUUUGUAAAAAGAAUACGUUCGCAGAUAAAGCAAAGUAGACAGGGCACUCCUGUAGACUUUUGAAUGCAAAAGAUAACUAUAUAGAAGAUGUAUUUGAACGUACAGAAACUAGUAAUAGAAGAAUAAAAUAUAAA
Messenger RNA from Polistes canadensis, 810 nucleotides. Its product is annotated as peptidyl-tRNA hydrolase ICT1, mitochondrial. The record is from RefSeq and is a predicted model, not a curated record. Gene Ontology annotation, biological process: mitochondrial translational termination. Gene Ontology annotation, cellular component: mitochondrial large ribosomal subunit. Lineage: Eukaryota; Metazoa; Arthropoda; Insecta; Hymenoptera; Vespidae. Gene Ontology annotation, molecular function: translation release factor activity. The transcript has 3 exons. Bases 140 to 739 code for a protein of 199 amino acids.